GGGCGCUCCAUGCAGUCGCAGAAGUCAAGGCGAUGCCACUCUCCCAACGUUUUCAAUAGCGGCUCUGUUAAGCGUUUUACCCGACGAACGUGUCCCGAUGUCGGCCGCGAAACCACCAGGGUACCCGCCAGUUAUGGAGGAAUUUUUUUAGAUUUUCAACCCGCCCAAAGUGAUCGAAAUUCGGACCCCAGACUUGGGCAAACCACGCCGAAUCAUGGAGCCACGGAUAAUCUUUAAUUCGACUGGAGGAAGUUUUCCUUUAGCGGUUCCAUAAACCGCUUAACCCGAUGAAAGCGGGUCGCGCAUUCGCCAGGUCAGGAAAUUUUUGGAGUAUGAAAGGGGCUUAAGUGACUUAAAAUAGUUAGUCACACAAGUAUGAUGUACAUUAAUUUGAUUUAGUCGUACACUGCCGACGCCAGGUGGCAUAGAAAAGGCAAGGGGAAAACAAAACAUGAGUUUUAGAUUUUUUAUGAAUGUUUUUUUCUUUUCUUUGUAGGACAAUAUGCUGGUCAAGGUGAGAUUUGGUUCAAGUCAGAAGUAUGUUAAGGUGGCAGAAACCGAAGCAGGCUAUGAAGACUACAAUACAUUUAUUGAGAAAGUUGUGCUUCAACCAGAUCAAGCAGAAAUUUCUUUUGAGUCGAAUGUGUCAGACACCGUAUCCUCUGUGCCUUCUGAUUCAUCUGAUGCAACAAUAACUAUUGAGAACGAUGGUGGGAGGAAAAGGACCCACGACGAUCGGGAAUCAGCUGAAGCGAUGGUGAGAGAUGUUCUUCAGUCCAAGCCAGGGGGAGAAAAGGUGUUGCAUGAAUAUGACAAAAUGAAGACAUUGACGGAUGGUACCCGGCGACAUAUGAUAAACCUACUGGUGGCUGACAUGAUUGAAGUUCAUGGGAGGAUCCCACCAACCUAUGUGCGAACAAAAUACGCUCUUGGCAUUAUAACUCUAUUUCCUUACCUCGGGGAUCCUUACUCAAAAAAUGGAUAUGAGCACUUCUAUGAUGCUGACAGUGGAUCUGGUUAUUUGGCCUGGAGGAUAAAGACAGUCCAGCGCAACAUUGCAGUUCUAUCUCGGAGAUGCUCAACCACCUGUACCUAUCAAGCUGGACCAAAAAGCAAGAGAGAUUUUCUCCUAACUGACAAUCAACUGUCUGGCGAGGAAUGCCGUGAGGCAAUCUCCAUAUUGAAACAUACAACUGAUGAAUCGGUUGUCAAAGAGAAAAUGAGGGCAACAUUUCAAUACUGUCAGACGGUAGUUCAACAAGACCAGCAAGACUCCUCUACAGUCCUGGAUGUUUUCCCACGUUUUCUCGAUACACCUGGCUUGAUUGACCAAGACUUUGCCAUGAUGUUUGGAGAGGAGGCUUCUGGCAGAUUCUUGGCAAAAUGGCCCACUUUCUUCAAACCCAGGAUCCUGGCAAACUGCAAGAAUUCUAAUGAGAAUGUUGAAGACUUGUUGUCUGGGCAUCACUCCUCAGAUGCGUCUGGCUGGGACAGUGACCUGUCAAGUAUCCUACUGCUGGUUCACCUACUUCCCCCUACUGCAAAAGGACCCAAGAGUCCUAAAAUUAGCUCGCAUCAAGCAAUCAAACAUGUUGUGAGAUAUUUGAGGAUUGGCGCCAGUGUUGAGACCUUCCUUGAGAGAUUGGAACCUGGACAACCCAUCCUCCUGUGUGUCGGUGAAGAGAAGAACAACAUCCAAAGAUUCUAUGUCAUCGUUGACCACAAGGCCAUCCUUGCAAGGCUCAGACGUCCCUGGCAGCUUUCGAUGAACUCUUUAAGGCCCACUUCAUCUUCAGUGUUCACUACCACGAAUCCCUUAACAGCUUCUACACAUUCAUCCAAACAACUGUGUUCAACAUUGAUGUGGGAAGUCCCAAGGAAAGUCCUCGUGUGAAGGAGCUCAGAGCAAGACUGCUGAACACAAGUAUCUGAGGUGACACACAUCCUUGGCUGCAAAUAUGUUGAUUUGUUUUAUCUGCAAGUUACACCACAUAAGUUCUAUGUUGCUUUGUAAGCAUUUGAGAUUUUACCAUGGUUUAUAUCCAGGAAAGACAUUACGUUUGAAAUGUGGACAGCCGGGAUGUUCUUU
Messenger RNA from Pseudoliparis swirei, 2089 nucleotides. RefSeq lists its product as uncharacterized. NCBI's taxonomy places the organism in Eukaryota, Metazoa, Chordata, Actinopteri, Perciformes, Liparidae. The transcript is spliced from 8 exons. The record is from RefSeq and is a predicted model, not a curated record. Bases 503 to 1894 code for a protein of 463 amino acids.